AUGGAUAUAGUUGAUACAUUUAAUCAUUUAAUUCCUACUGAACACUUAGAUGAUGCCCUAUUUCUAGGAUCCAACCUGGAGAAUGAAGUCUGUGAGGAUUUUAGUACAAGUCAAAAUGUCUUAGAGGACUCGCUGAAGAACAUGCUCAGCGAUAAGGAUCCUAUGCUAGGAUCUGCAAGUAACCAGUUCUGUUUGCCUGUUUUGGAUAGCAAUGAUCCCAAUUUCCAGAUGCCUUGUUCAACAGUUGUUGGUCUUGACGAUAUUAUGGACGAAGGUGUUGUUAAAGAAAGUGGCAAUGAUACCAUUGAUGAAGAAGAACUGAUUUUACCUAACAGGAAUUUGAGGGACAAAGUAGAAGAAAAUUCAGUGAGGUCACCAAGAAAAUCACCUCGUUUAAUGGCACAAGAACAAGUAAGAAGUUUGCGACAAAGCACUAUUGCCAAGCGUUCAAAUGCAGCACCUUUAAAUAGCACAAAAAAGGCAUCUGGGAAGACUGUAUCUGCCCCCAAAGCAGGGGUGAAACAUCCAGAAAGGUGUCAGAUUAAAGAAGUUUCUGUAUCACCAAAACCUGAAUACCAUAAAGAGAGCAGAAGGAGCAGCCGACAUAUUGGACAAAUUGACGUGGUACCAGAAGUAUCAGUGUCUUCAAGUCAUUCUUCAGUGUCGUCUUGUCUUGAAAUGAAGGAUGAAGCUGGAUUAGAUUCUAAGCAGAAGUGUGAUAAUCAGGGAGAAGCAAAUGUGCCAUCUCAUGAAUUAAAUUGUUCACUCCUUUCAGAGACUUGUGUUAGUAUUGAAGAGAAGAAGAAUGAAGCUCUGAUGGACUGUAAAGUCAAAACUGUUAGUAGCCCUCUGUUUAAGUUUUCAGAUAAAGAAGAACAGGAUGAUUCUAUUUCAGUUAAGAUGGAUGGCACUGUUGUUGAAGAAGGGAGGGAAAAAGGAAAAGUUGAACAAGAAUCAAAUGAGACAGUAAAAUUAUCUCGUGAAGAUAACCAAAUUAUUGAGGAGCCUGCAUCUUCUGCCUCUCCUUCUGAUGCUGCUGCUUGUACAAAUCCAAAUAAAACAGAAAAGAACCUUACAGGUUUGUCUGGUUCUGUGGAUGAAGUAAAUGAAUGUAAUAUGGAAUUGAAGAAUACCCUGGAAGUUGCUGAUAAAGCGAAGAACUCCUUUCAAAGAAAUGAAAUAGAAUCUUUGGGUUAUUGUAAUGACACAGAGUCUAAUGAUAAGCAGUUGGAGAGUACAGAAUUUAAUAAAUCAAACUUAGAGAUGGUUGAUGCUAAUGCUUUUGAACCAGAAAGUAAUAUUUUAGAAAAUGCUAUUUGUGAUGCACCUGACCAAAAUUCAGAACAGUUGAAUGUUAUUGAAAGUAUUAAAAUGGAGUCUCAUGAAAUAGCAAACCUUCAGGAUGACAGAAGCAGCCAGUCAAGUAGUGUUUCUUGCUUAGAGUCAAAAAACAUAAAAUCCAAACAAACAAAACCUGUAAUUCAUUCUAAGCAAAACAUGACCACAGAUACUCUGAAAAAAAUUGUUGCAGCAAAGCAUGAACUAAUGCAUAACAAAACUAAGGUUAAUGUCAAAAGCGUGAAACGAAAUGUUGAUGAACCAGAAACUCAGCAAAAUUUUCAUAGGCCAGUCAAAGUGAGAAAAAAACAAGUUGAUAAGGAUUCAAAAAUUCAGAGUUGCAAUUCUGGGGUUAAAUCUGUGAAAAAUCAAGCUCAUUCUAUAUUGAAAAAAACAUCACAGGAUCAAAAUUUAGUGCAGGUUUCCAAACCCUUAACUCAUUCUCUGAGUGAUAAACCUCAUGGUCACCCUGGUGGCUCUAAAGAACCCCAUCAUCCUGCACAAACUGGACAUUUAUUACAUUCCAGCCAGAAACAAUGCCAUAAGCCCCAGCAGCUGGCUGCAGGGAUGAAAACCAAUAGCCAUGUGAAGGAAGAGCUUGAACAUGCAGGUGGUGUAGAGCAUUUUAAGGAGGAAGAUAAACUGAAACUAAAAAAACCUGAGAAGAACCUACAACCCCGCCAGAGAAGAAGCAGCAAAAGUUUUUCUUUGGAUGAGCCACCAUUGUUCAUUCCAGACAACAUAGCUACUAUAAAAAAAGAAGGUUCAGACCAUAGCUCUUCAUUUGAAAGCAAAUAUAUGUGGACUCCCAGCAAGCAGUGUGGGUUUUGCAAAAAACCACAUGGCAACAGGUUUAUGGUUGGCUGUGGGAGAUGUGAUGACUGGUUUCAUGGUGAUUGUGUUGGUUUAAGUCUUUGCCAAGCACAACAAAUGGGAGAGGAAGACAAAGAAUACGUGUGUGUGAAAUGUUGUGCUGAAGAAGAUAAAAAGACUGAAAUAGUAGAUGCAGAUAUUUUGGAAAACCAGGCUAAAGUUGAAGUCCAUAGUGAAGAUAGGACAAUGGAAUAUGAAAAGCUUGGGUUAUCAAAGCACACACCAACAAAUGAAAAAACCAAAUAUAUAGAAGAUACAGUGAAGCACAAGGUCAAAAUUUUAAAGCGGGAAUCUGGUGAAGGCAAAAACUCAUCAGACUGUAGAGAUAGUGAAAUAAAAAAAUGGCAGCUAGCUCCUCUUCGAAAGAUGGGACAACCGGUUUUACCUCGGAGAUCCUCAGAAGAAAAAAGUGAAAAAAUACCAAAAGAACCUUCAACUGUUAUUUGUACAGGAGAAAAAGGUUCCAAACAAGGGGCUCAUGAGAAGCAAGAGAUAAGAAAGAAGAAAAUUGAAAAGGGAGUGCCUAAUGUGCAUCCUCCUGCUACUUCUACUUCCAAGCCUUCUGCAGAUCAGAUCAGACAAAGCGUCAAACAUUCUCUUAAAGACAUUCUUAUGAAAAGACUUACAGAGUCCAAUUUGAAGGUGCCAGAGGAAAAAGCAGCAAAAGUUGCCACAAAAAUUGAAAAAGAGCUUUUCUCUUUUUUUCGGGACACAGAUGCUAAAUAUAAGAACAAAUACAGAAGUUUGAUGUUCAAUCUGAAAGAUCCCAAAAACAAUAUAUUAUUUAAAAAAGUAUUGAAAGGAGAAGUAACCCCUGAUCAUCUUAUAAGAAUGAGUCCAGAAGAACUAGCUUCUAAAGAGUUAGCUGCUUGGAGACGGAGAGAAAACAGACAUACCAUAGAGAUGAUUGAGAAAGAGCAGAGAGAAGUGGAAAGACGGCCAAUCACAAAAAUAACUCAUAAAGGUGAAAUAGAAAUUGAGAGUGAUGCCCCAAUGAAGGAACAGGAAGCAGCCAUGGAGAUUCAGGAACCUACAGCUAACAAGUCAUUGGAGAAGACAGAAGGAUCUGAAAAACAGAAAGAAGAGAUUGAUUCUAUGUCUAAAGAUACCACUAGUCAACAUAGACAACAUCUUUUUGAUCUUAACUGUAAAAUUUGCAUAGGUCGAAUGGCACCACCUGUAGAUGAUCUUUCUCCAAAAAAAGUUAAAGUUGUUGUUGGAGUAUCUCGUAAACAUUCAGAUAACGAAGCAGAAAGUAUAGCAGAUGCACUGUCUUCAACCUCAAACAUCUUGGCUUCUGAAUUCUUUGAAGAGGAAAAACAAGAGUCUCCGAAAUCAACAUUCUCUCCUGCCCCACGACCAGAGAUGCCUGGAACUGUUGAAGUUGAGUCUACCUUCCUGGCUCGUUUGAACUUUAUCUGGAAAGGUUUUAUCAACAUGCCUUCUGUAGCAAAAUUUGUUACCAAAGCCUACCCAGUAUCUGGUUCCCCUGAGUAUUUGACAGAGGAUCUACCAGAUAGUAUUCAAGUAGGUGGCAGGAUAUCACCUCAGACAGUUUGGGAUUAUGUUGAAAAAAUUAAAGCAUCAGGAACCAAGGAAAUCUGUGUGGUUCGCUUCACACCUGUAACUGAAGAAGAUCAAAUUUCUUAUACUUUGCUGUUUGCAUACUUCAGUAGCAGAAAGCGCUAUGGAGUAGCUGCUAACAACAUGAAGCAGGUUAAGGAUAUGUACCUUAUUCCUUUGGGUGCCGCAGAUAAAAUUCCACACCCUCUUGUGCCUUUUGAUGGACCUGGGCUUGAACUGCAUAGACCCAAUCUGUUGUUGGGCUUAAUUAUUCGUCAAAAACUGAAGCGGCAACAUAGUGCUAGUGUUAGCACUAGUCAUACAGCCGAGACUUCUGAAAGCGUACCAAUGGCAUUGCCACCUGACAAAAAAAGUAAGAUGGAAGUUGCCACAGAAGAAACACCAGAGGAAGAAAAUGACUUUUUUAAUUCUUUUACAACUGUAUUACACAAGCAGAGAAAUAAGCCUCAGCAAACUCUUCAGGAAGACCUUCCAACAGUAAUUGAACCUUUAGUGGAAGUCACCAAACAAGAGCCACCAAAACCUUUAAGAUUCCUUCCUGGGGUAUUGAUUGGCUGGGAAAAUCAGCCUUCUACUCUGGAAUUAGCAAAUAAACCUCUUCCUGUGGAUGAUAUACUUCAGAGCCUUUUGGGCACUACUGGUCAGGUAUAUGAACAGACUCAAUCGGUGAUAGAACAAAACACUCUUAAAGAAAUUCCUUUUCUAAGUGAGCAUGCUGACUCCAAAGCAGAGAAAGUAGAUAAAGUGGAAGUAACUGAUGGUGAAACCAAGGAGGUAAAGGUUAAAGUAGAUGAUCUUUCAGAGUCUACAGGUAAUUCAGUAGUAGGAGAAGAAACAUCAGUAAUGGGUUCUUCUUCCAUUUCUCCUGGACCUUUGACGAGUCUUAGCCUCAGAGGUAAACCACCAGAUGUUUCUACAGAAGCAUUCUUAACAAAUUUAUCAAUUCAGUCGAAACAGGAAGAAACUGUGGAGAAUAAAGAGAGAACGUUAAAAAGGCAGCUGCUACAAGAUCAAGAGAAUAAUUUGCAAGAUAAUCGGACUUCAAAUACUAGUUCUCCAUGCAGGUCUAAUGUAGGAAAAGGAAACAUAGAUAGUAAUGUCAGUUGCAGUGAAAACCUUGUUGCUAAUACAACAAGGUCCCCACAGUUUAUCAACUUGAAACGGGAUCCUAGACAAGCAGCAGGACGAAGUCAGCAGAUAACUGCUUCAGAAAACAAAGAUGGAGAUAAUUGCCGGAAUGGAGAAAAACACACCCUGCCUGGUCUGUCACACAAGGAGCACUUAACAGAACAAAUGAAUGUAGAGGAAAAGUUGUCUUCUGUAGAGAAGAGCUCAUGUGUUCAGCAGGGUGAUAAUUCAGGGGUUGCACAAAACUCACCGUCAGUAGAAAACAUACACACUUCUCAAGCAGAACAAACAAAACCCUUACAGGAGGAUAUUUUACUGCAAAAUAUCGAAACUGUGCACCCAUUUCGAAGAGGAUCCACAGCGACAACGUCUCAUUUUGAAGGUGGAAACACAUGUCAAUCAGAAUUUCCUUCUAAAAGCAUCAACUUUACUUCCAGAAGCACCAGCCCCAGAACAAGUGCAAACUUUUCACCCAUGAGGCCACAGCAGCCCAACCUUCAGCAUCUCAAGUCUAGCCCCCCUGGAUUUCCAUUUCCAGGACCUCCUAAUUUUCCCCCACAAAGCAUGUUUGGAUUUCCACCACAUUUACCACCUCCUUUACUUCCCCCUCCAGGCUUUGGCUUUGCUCAAAAUCCCAUGGUUCCCUGGCCACCUGUUGUUCACCUGACAGGCCAACCACAACGUAUGAUGGGUCCCCUUUCACAAACAUCAAGGUAUAUAGGCCCACAAAAUUUUUACCAGGUUAAAGACAUUCGAAGACCAGAAAGGCGCCAUAGUGACCCUUGGGGUAGGCAAGACCAACAGCAACUGGAUAGGCCAUUUAAUAGGGGUAAAGGGGAUCGACAGAGAUUUUAUAGUGAUUCACACCAUUUGAAAAGAGAGCGACAUGAAAAGGAAUGGGAGCAAGAGUCUGAAAGGCAUAGACGCAGAGACAGAACCCAAGACAAGGACAGAGACAGAAAAAGGGAGGAAGGGCACAAAGAUAAAGAGAGGGCGCGGUUGUCACAUGGUGAUCGAGGAGCAGAUGGAAAAGCAAGCCGGGAUAGUAGGAAUGUAGACAAGAAACCAGAUAAACCUAAAAGUGAAGACCAUGAAAAGGACAAAGAACGAGAGAAAAGUAAACAUAGAGAAGGAGAAAAGGACAGAGAUAGGUACCACAAAGAUAGGGACCACACUGACAGAGCUAAAAGCAAAAGGUAA
This is a messenger RNA of Puma concolor (puma), 6123 nucleotides long. It is a transcript of the gene PHF3, whose product is annotated as PHD finger protein 3. Gene Ontology annotation, biological process: DNA-templated transcription. NCBI's taxonomy places the organism in Eukaryota, Metazoa, Chordata, Mammalia, Carnivora, Felidae. Gene Ontology annotation, cellular component: nucleus. The record is from RefSeq and is a predicted model, not a curated record.